AUUCGGAGAUAUCACGAUUUCUCUAGAAAAUAAUAGAGCGGGCUACUAUGUGAAAGUGGCUAAACAAAAGAGGGGAUCCAUUCAGAUACCUAUGGGACCAAAUAAUUCGAGCUUAUUUAAAUUCCUUAAUGUUUUUUCUAAUUUUGUAGGGCUCUCAAAACCAUUGCAGGACGACUCAAUCUCUCUCCAACAAGGGAUCAUGUUAGAAUACGAGGAUCCCACAUCCAUCUCUAAAUUAAUUUUACAUCAACAAACCCUGGCAGUCGGUACUGUUAUUGAACAUGUCUUCUCUUCUGGGAAACUACCGCAAUUGCCACCGAUCGAGGCUUACUCAUGUGUGUUUGACGAUUUUGAUCAUUCCGAAGACUCCAUCUUCGCAGAUGACUUCUUGGGGCAUGCAACAGAAAUUGAACGUUGUCCUCCUAUUUCGUACCCAGAAGAAAUUAGGAAGUCCAAAUUCAAUAAGGAAAUUUGCUGGAAAGCCAAUUUCAUAACCGCAGAAAACUGUCUGCCAACUGAAAAUUUGAACACGCAGUUGAAAAUAUACAAAAAAACCCAGAAGAAUAAAAGGCGUCAUAGCAUGAGAACAAAGUCUCAAUCCAGCGACUUCCCAUGGGACUAGUUUAUAUAUUUACUUUUAUUUCCUACCUUUUUUUUUGUUUCCUUCUUUUUUUUCCUUUCUGUAAUGCUCUUCUUGUUUUCCUUUUUUGCAUUGUACUAUUUCCCUUUUAUCAAUAAAAUUGCUCUUUGGUUAAAAAAAGAAAAAAAAGAGCAUGGUCAAUGAACAUGGCAAUAACUAUGGUUGAGUAUAAGAAGUGAAUAUGAAAAUAUGUAAUGUUGUACAUGGAAAUGAAGGAAUACAUUGAGGAAGUGUGUUGUGCAACGAAUCGGAUGCAAUAGAUUGUGUCAUAACAUUGGCGGAAAGUGCAGUGAUUAUGACAAGUAGUGCAGUAAUGUAGAGCAGUAUCACCUGCAUGAACCGAAAGUGCAAUAUUUUAGUCGUAACUAGUCACGUUUUAGUGCUUGCAUUAGAAAUAUGCACUUUAAUGUAGCCAUUCAACUCUCUUUGUAAGGGAAUAACAUGCAGCCUUGAUUACGUAUGAUACGAAUGGUACAUGGGUUGACAUUAAAAAAUCAUAAAUCAUAGCGCAUUAAUAAAACCAAUACUUAGACUAAACGCAUAAUAGGUCACACGCUGCAAUUUCGCGUUGCUAAUUUACGGAGUACUUCCCUCCUUUCCUGCCGCCCGCUUUCACUGAUACCGCGAGGAAGAAGCAGUUUAUUUAUAAGGAUAUUUUGGUCCUUCAAACAGUCAUUUACAAUCGGUUAAAAAUUCUUAAUUUAUUUUUAGUCAUACACACGAAGAAAAACAACUCUGGUCAUAUUCUCGGAAACUUGAUUAGAUUUGGUCAUAUAACGGUAUUUAUCCCUUCAAAUUAACCC
Messenger RNA from Cuscuta europaea, 1443 nucleotides. Lineage: Eukaryota; Viridiplantae; Streptophyta; Magnoliopsida; Solanales; Convolvulaceae. The record is from the annotation of a GenBank genome assembly.